AGGAUCAAACCAUUAAAAAUGCAUGGCCUGUAAGCCGCCAAUCAUGGCUCACAGGAAGAGGCCUGGGACGAGUGGAGGAAGCAUAAUGGCUGCUCCAGGUCCUGUCUCCUGUCCUGCCCCUCGUCCCACAGAGCCAUGUGACCUGAAACCCCUCCCCCCUCGACAACGCCCAGUUCGCUACCCCAAAGUGCGGCGUGAUCCGAAACCUCUCCCCCGUUCCUGUAAGGCGCAAUAUUCCUCUGCCGAGUCCCAAGGCGUGGGUCGCAGUCAUUCAGUUGUGGAUGUGGAUGUGGAUGCAGAGGUGGAGGUGAAGCCGUACAGCAGCCAACCAGACGCAGAACGGGAGGAUCAGCGGCCAGUAACACACUCUACGCCAGAACAUGAGCACGAACAUGAGCACGAAUGUAAACAAGACAACCACCACCAUGCAGACUUCCACGGUGGAGCUGACAGCCUGGAUGAUGACUCCAGCUCUGACUAUAUCAACAACACCUCAGAUGACGAGGAAGACUAUGAUGACGGUCUGGCAGAGGAAGACGAGGGGGUGACUUACUACAUUCGCUACUGUCCAGAGGACGACAGCUACCUGGAAGGUAUGGACUGUAGCAGCCAGGGAGACUGCAACCACAGCCAGAGCCACAGCCAGGGGGACUGCGCCAGCACCACGCAGCCCAUCGGACCCCAGACAGAUGAAUGCCAGGAGGCUGUGGAAGGUUGGGCUGAGGAGGGAGAGGGUGAGGGAGAGGUAAGAGAGGAAGAAUGGGUGGAAGAUGAGGCAGAGGAGGGAGCAGUGAGGGAAGAGUGGAGAGAAGAGGAGGAAGAGGCUAGGGAGGAAUGGAGAGAAGAGGAGGAGGAGGUUAGGGAAGAGUGGAGAGAGGGUGAUGAGAAUGAAGGGGAGGAGUGGAGAGGAGAGGACCAGAUCAGGCAGGAGCAGUGGGCUGAUCGAGAGAGGCACAGGGUUGAGGACUGGGGUGAGGAAGAGGGGGAGGUUCGCUGUGAAGUGGUAGAACAAGAUCCAGAUGAGCAGAUAUACAACGGGAGGCCGGAACCCAUCCUGGACCAUCACCACAACAAACCCUCCCUGCAAGACCCCCUGCACAACCGAGGUGAGGAGGAGGAGGCAGAGAGCGAGGAAUACUGCCCUAAUGAGGAGGAAGAUGAGGAAGGUGACGAGGAGGAGAGACACGGAAAGGCCUACACCGGAGACUACUAUGCCCCAGAGGACAAUGGGAACUCAGUGCGAGUCUCUCCCUACCGUGUCCGUAAAGUGGUGGUGGUAGAGGGGGAGACGGGGGAGGAGGCAGAGGAGGACAUUGACCAAAUUGUCGCUGAGAUCAAGAUGAGUAUGAGCAUGGGGAGUCUAAGCAGCGGUACCGACCAAAGCCCAGAGGAGCUGGUGCAGGACCCCCCACCGAGCGACUACUCGCAUGCCAAGCCUGACCCAGCCGCCUACCCACCAGCUCACCAUCGGCACGACAGCAGGCCCAAGUCUCUGAAUCUCCCCUCCAUGCACCACAACAACCCUGACCUCCAGAGGGCGAUCAAGGCGCAUCCACGUUCCCCUGAAGACAGACAGAGAUGGGCUCAGGAGCAGGUGAGCAAUGGUGCAGAGCAACCCAGAAAACAGCAGCGCUCCGACCUCAACAUCCCCCUGGAGAACAACAACGUACCAGAGCCAACAAAGAAGGUUGCAUCGUUCCCCAGCUUUGUCGACGUCCCAGGACCGUGUGAGCCAGAAGACCUGAUUGAUGGAAUUAUCUUUGCUGCUAACUACCUGGGCUCCACUCAGCUGCUGUCUGAGAGGAACCCGUCCAAGAACAUACGCAUGAUGCAGGCACAGGAGGCUGUCAGCAGGGUCAAGAGGGUACAGAAGGCUGCCAAAAUCAAGAAAAAGGCGAAUGCAGAUGGAGACGCUCAAACCCUCACUGAGGUCGAUCUGUUCAUCUCCACCCAGAGAAUCAAAGUUCUCAACGCAGACUCACAGGAGACCAUGAUGGAUAACGCUCUCCGCACUAUAUCCUACAUCGCUGAUAUUGGGAACAUCGUGGUCCUGAUGGCAAGACGCCGGAUGCCCCGCACAGCCUCACAGGACUGUAUUGAAACGACGCCCGGGGCACCUGAGGCAAAGAAACAAUACAAGAUGAUUUGCCACGUCUUCGAGUCUGAGGAUGCCCAGCUCAUCGCUCAGUCCAUCGGUCAGGCGUUCAGCGUCGCUUACCAAGAGUUUCUGAGAGCCAAUGGGAUCAACCCCGAGGACCUGAGCCAGAAGGAGUACAGUGACAUCAUCAACACGCAGGAGAUGUACAAUGACGACCUUAUUCACUUCUCCAACUCUGAAAACUGCAAAGAGCUGCAACUGGAGAAGAGUAAAGGGGAGAUCCUGGGUGUGGUGAUCGUAGAGUCCGGCUGGGGAUCCAUCCUGCCCACAGUUAUUUUAGCGAACAUGAUGAACGGCGGGCCGGCGGCUCGCUCUGGCAAGCUCAGCAUCGGAGACCAGAUCAUGUCCAUCAACAACACCAGUCUCGUGGGGCUGCCACUCGCCACCUGUCAGGGAAUCAUUAAGGGCUUAAAGAACCAGGUCCAGGUGAAAAUGAACAUUGUGAGCUGCCCUCCUGUCACCACUGUCCUCAUCAAGAGACCAGAUCUUAAAUAUCAGCUUGGCUUCAGCGUCCAGAACGGCAUCAUAUGCAGUCUGAUGCGAGGAGGUAUCGCUGAGCGCGGUGGCGUCCGUGUGGGUCACAGGAUCAUUGAGAUCAAUGGACAGAGCGUGGUGGCCACAGCACAUGAGAAGAUUGUCCAGGCCCUCUCGAACUCCGUUGGCGAGAUCCACAUGAAGACGAUGCCGGCAGCCAUGUUCAGACUUCUAACAGGCCAGGAGACACCUAUGUACAUAUGAACGGCGACCAGGGACCGUUCCACAGGACAGGCCGUCAGCUGUGAUUGGUUAUCAUCCUGACCAGUGAGAGGACGGCUUCUCCCUGUCCAUUCAUCUCUCUGUUUUUAUUUCUCUCUUUCGUUGAGCUAAUGACUUCAACUCUUCAUCAUUCCGUUGUCUGUGCUUAACAUGCAGCAGCCAUUUUAUUGACAUGAAACCCCUUUUCCAUAUUUCCAGCUGGAGACAGCGUGUGUGUUUGUGUGUAUAUACAUAUAUACACUGUUUAUUUUAUUUAUUUGUCCACUGUGCUUUCUUGUGUGUGUCUGUAUAAAUGGAUGGACUUAUCGGGUGAGUGCAUCGCAAUAUAUUUUUUUUGUAUUCAUGUAAUGCAAUACAAUACUGAAACUAUACACCUUGUAUACUUUCAUUUUCUUCUCCGUUUAUUUAUUUCUCAUGUAAAUACUUUGCUAAUAUUGUGACUGAAGGCAGUGGGGAGGGAGGGGCCACGGCUGCUUUGUAAAUAUUUAAUCCUGCUGUUGAAAGAGGACGCGGAACUUGAUGAAGGCAAAGACACAAUUAAAUAAAAUGCCGGAUAUCAUAACUAUUGCCAUGAAAAGGGAGUGUGGGAGGGAUUAUUUUAGUGUUUGAUAUGUUGGUAAGUUGAUAUAAUGUACAUGUGAAUCAAACCAAUGCUUGCAGCAGGGGUUUAUGGGAGAAACGCCAUAUCCUUUUGAUUUCCUUCAUUUUACGGCAAUACACGAGGUCAACCUCCGAAUGACAGUUCAAGUCUUUUCUAAAGCUCAUGUAUAAAACACACUCACACGUUUAAAUAACUCACAACCCAAUAAAACUAUUAACAUAUGCGUUAAUUAUGCUUUUGAUAUCAACAUGUCACACGUAUGAAAAAAUGACAUAUUCUUUUUGCGUGCUCUCUACUGUGUGUUCAUCUUUAGUGUUCCUAACUGACGCUCAUGAAUACCACGAGUGGAUUGUGAAUGUAACUGUGUCGUGCGAGCUGUCCCAUUGCCAUAAGCAGUAUUAGAAUGUCUGUACAUAAAGAGAAACGUGUCUGGUAUUGUGCUCAUGUUAAAAAACAAAACGACACAACAGGUUUAGUCACUGCAAACAUCCUCACACCUGUACAUUGGUUUUCAGUCUUGAGAGAGUGAAUCACACACUGUGAAAGAAAAAAAAAGCCUUACCGCAGAGUAACGGUUUUACAAUGCAUUGUAGUGAAGUUAAAUCAUAUGAACAUUAUCUGUGUGCAUGCCUCGUAAUAGUAUCAUGUCACUGUGGCAAGAAAAUAAAAACUGAGCUAAACCUGCCUGGUUUUAUUCCACUAAUAGCAAACUGCAUCAAAGAAGUGUUGUCCUGUGAAUCUACUUUUGUCUUUUACAAUUAGUCUGUUUAAUAUCGAGGUCCACUGCCAACGUCCAUCCAUUGGCCAUAUACUGUUGAUCCUGUGAGAGCUGGAGGGGGUGCACCCUGGACAGUUCGCCAGAGUAUCACAGGGCCAACAUAUAAACAACUAGUCACACUCACACCUACAGUCCGAGUCUCCAAUUAACCUAACAAGCAGAACAAUGCCCCAGCAAGCCGGGAUUCAAACCUUCCUGCAGUGAGGCUAAACAUUGGCAGACCAUGCACCCACUGCCACUAUUAAAAAACAUGAAAGGUUAUACAAGACAAGAAUAAUACUAAUGGUGAUUUAAAAUUAAAUAGGAACUGUCAAACUUUAGAGCAAAUUGCUCCAAUAAUCAAUCACAUAAUUUUGACUUGGUAUUAAACUGAUCUCAUAAAUUUGACUAAACUUUUACCUGGUCUUUUUCUUUAGUUAGAUUUAUUUUCAGUAAAAUUCUGAACAUAAUUAUAGGAGUUCGUACGUGUUUCACAGUUUCACACCACAUAUUAAUUCCAAGUAGGGUUUGAAUAUGAGGAAAUAAAAGAUGCUCACAGAUUUAAAAUACAUUAAUUUCAUGUACAGCAACUGGGAACUGUAUAUCAUGACCAUCAUUAUAAUCAUACUGUUCAUUGAAUUAAUACAAUGAUUUUACUUUAAGGGUCUGGUUCCCCCUAGUGUCUAGAACUAGGAAAUGCAGGUCCUGCAGUAUCGCUCAUCUAGAUAUAAGUACAAUAAUCUAUCCAUGAAGAAACACAACACAUCUUGUAAUUUAAGACUCAUUAUAUUAAAAAGUUGUAUUUUUUGUACCAGUGUUUAAAAUUUACAGCGAUGUAAAGAAAUUAAAAUGUUGGUUAUUAUUCAUACCAUUUAAAGCUGACUCUAUGUCUGACCUGUAGGUGAAACAACAGUCAGUGCUGUUAUUAACGUUUCUUUAAACUACCUCUAUU
This is a messenger RNA of Paralichthys olivaceus (Japanese flounder), 5224 nucleotides long. NCBI's taxonomy places the organism in Eukaryota, Metazoa, Chordata, Actinopteri, Pleuronectiformes, Paralichthyidae. The record is from RefSeq and is a predicted model, not a curated record.